AUGACGGCUCCGAAGAAAACCCGCCGCUUUUUCCCGCGCUUCCUCGCGUCUAACGAGAACCGUGACACUCGAUUACUCCCCGUGACGUCGCUCUCCGCUCGCACCUCUUUAGAGAGCCGGCGGCCGCCUCCUCUCUCUUCCUCCACCAACCGCCGAAGGUCGAACACUCACGCUGCUGCUUUCACCCACAGCACGAGGGCAGACAACCAGGCGCUCUUCCAGCAAGCUAGCAGCAUGGGCGACGACAAAGACCCUCCGCGUGUUAAGGGCCGAGCCGACCCUGCUACUGAUUCACCGAAAGCACGCGAGGAUACGGCGCCGCCGAUCCCUCCGAUUCCUGCCAUGUACACCAUGCCGUCAAACAUCGGAUCGUCUACUAGCGAGCCUCCCCAGCGCAAGCCGCCCGCGAUCGAGGCCCUAUCAGACAAGGCUUUACCGAGCAUUCCACCCAUCGAGUCUGAUGAGCGAUUUCAGCCGGAUCGACCUGUUCCUCCAACGCCGGACCGUCUGCGGAAGCCCUCAAUCGCGUCGUCUGCUACAAGCGACGAUGCCCAUCCGUACGAACAGUUUUCAGGCUCUGAUUGUGCCGCAAAUGAGAAAUUGUUGUCGGACAGACAAGGCCUCAAGCAGACGCUCUCCAACCUCGACGUACCGCCGCCACAGCAGCGCAAUGCAUCAGCCCCAUCCUCGAACUAUCUCGCAGUCCCCCGAAGUUUAUUCCCAAGCCACUCCUCAAACAUGCUCGCGCGUCCACUUCAGACUGGCAAUGGCUUCGAUCCCCCGGACAAUCGCAUUACAGCCAUGCCACGCGCAUCCUCUACUGCAAACCUCUCGCGCAGUCUCAUAGCUGGAAUGAAGAAUCUGCUCACAGGAACCAAGGACAAGGAUAAGAGGAAGACAAUGGCCAUACCAGCAAUCACUUCUCCCAUGCCACCCCAGACGAGCCCUAAAGCUCAGCAGUUCUUCCAUGGAACUCAGCCAAACCGUGUCAAGCAUCUACCGUCUGAGUUUUCCGACGACGAAGACGAUGAGGACUACCACAACAUGGCAUCGUCGCAGAAAAAUCGAAGGUCGGUCUCCACUAACGACCUACCGGGUACCAUCUUCAAGCAGCGAAACAAGGACAAGGCGAUUCGGAGAAUUUCACCAGAUGCAGAAGCGUUGGACCUCGCCGGUACCUCUUAUGGCCACGCCACUCUCGCGGACGUCGGCGGCAGCGGUCGUCUGCUUCAACGUAAUCUCAGUCUUGGACAUGGAAAUGGCAAGGCUCAUCUACCGCCUCCAGAAUUCAAUAUCAACGUGCCUUCGUCGGAUCCCUCCAAGAAAGGUUUCCGCGACUCUACCAUGCUAGACAUCACAUCUGGUCCUUCUUCAGACUCAUUUCAACUGAACGCGCGUGAUCCAACCAUAGCUGAAAUGGUUGCUGGCUCUUCAAGCCAGCCAAAGAUGCGAGGCUCAACGAACCGCAAAUUCAAGAUGAGCACCUCACCAGAUCCAGCUCGACCCCGCACUCGCGAUCCUACCGCGCCUGAUAUCGUUGUGGGCCCAUCGCCGUAUUCCACGCCGCAUCCCACUCGACCAAUGAUGGGGAUGCUUAAUCCCACCCGACCGCAUAUGCGCGACCCUACCGCGCCCGACAUCAUUGUGGGUUCUUCGCCGUAUCCGGACGUGGCAAUGCUUAAUGCAGCUCUGGGCAAUCUUGGUUUCGGGGCACCCCCUACUUGCAUUCCAGGCCCUCGCCCUGCAUUUAGGCAUCCAGGAGCGCGUGCUCCACUGGACACCCCGAAGCCACAAGGAAUUGGCAUGAGGCCUCUUGCGGGGCUGAAUAUGCUGCCAAACGUUAUGGAAUUCGCUGAGCCUCCCCAGUGGUAUCUCGACAGUCGUAAGGAGGCCGUAGACACCCCAAAGCCCCCGCCAGAAUCUAGAAUGACUUCGCCUGAAUCAGGAGUGACCGCUACCGAGGAAGCGGAAGACAGCGGUAACGACUACGAAGCAGCCUCUAAUUCAAGCACCCUGAGCGAGCUCCCUGGAACGCAGUCGACUCCUCGAAGCGCCUACGACAUGUCAAGGCGGCGCGGAUUCAUGGCCAACCAGCGCCCGAUGUCGACGGUUGAGGAAGAGCAGAAGCGCAACUCAGACUCGACCAGACGGAGCUCCGUCGACUUGGCGUCGCUGGUGGCAAAAGCAGAGCACAAGCGCGUCAAAUCAGAGCCCAUGACGACGUCGCCGCUGCAGGAGACUACAGAUGAGGACGAGGACGAGGACGAUUUGGAGGAGGGGGAGGAGAGUUGUGCCUACCCAGACCGGUUUGACGACCCGCCACUGUCAGCCUACCACUUCUUCGAUUCAGAGGGUGAGGUUGUUGCUGUUGAGGAGAGGGCCCUAGAUCGGGAGGAGGAUUAGGGG
Messenger RNA from Mytilinidion resinicola, 2406 nucleotides. RefSeq lists its product as uncharacterized. The transcript is spliced from 5 exons. The coding region runs from base 1 to 2403 and encodes 800 amino acids. The record is from RefSeq and is a predicted model, not a curated record. NCBI's taxonomy places the organism in Eukaryota, Fungi, Ascomycota, Dothideomycetes, Mytilinidiales, Mytilinidiaceae.